Messenger RNA from Parnassius apollo (apollo), 432 nucleotides. The record is from the annotation of a GenBank genome assembly. NCBI's taxonomy places the organism in Eukaryota, Metazoa, Arthropoda, Insecta, Lepidoptera, Papilionidae.
AUGGCAUUCGAAACAAUCAUAACUGAAACGAACAAUUUGCCCGCAUCUGGUAAUGAUCAAGAACAGCGUAGUGAUUGGCGUGAUAUAGAAGUUGAAAAAUUACCCGUUGUGCUAGCAGAAGAUUUACAAUUGUAUGAAGAAAUAGUAAUACCCUGUUGCGAACCUACAGAUUUGAAAGGAACAAAUGCGAAAGAAGAAAUAAAUCUGAUAGAAAUUGAAAAUGAACACGCCAGUACUAGCACUACAAAUGAACCGAACAUUAUAAUUAAUAGUAAUACAAAAAUAACUUCAGAACAAUUAACAAAAUUUUUUCCGAAAAAUCCAACCAAGCAAAAUUUGAAACCAGUAGCCAUAAACCAAAAAAUAAAUGUUACCAAGAAAAAGAAUUACUAUAAUGACAGUGAUGAAACCUUAAAGAUUCCAGAAAAUUAG